Molecule: messenger RNA, 897 nt
Organism: Habropoda laboriosa
Lineage: Eukaryota; Metazoa; Arthropoda; Insecta; Hymenoptera; Apidae
Gene: Ip259
Product: ribosome biogenesis protein NSA2 homolog
Exons: 2
Coding region: 118-897 (259 amino acids)
Biological process (GO): maturation of LSU-rRNA; maturation of 5.8S rRNA
Cellular component (GO): preribosome, large subunit precursor; nucleolus
Source: RefSeq, a predicted model, not a curated record
CAACUUGUAAUUCCUUUUCAGAUCUGCAUGGCGUAGUCAAAGAAUCCAUAGGUUGAAGAAGGUUGAAGAAAUAAUUUGUUUCAUAGAUAAUUUGCAAAGGACACAACAACAUUCAUCAUGCCACAGAACGAAUAUAUUGAAAGACAUCGGAAACUGUAUGGGCGGCGUUUGGAUUAUGAAGAGAGAAAAAGAAAAAGGGAGGCUCGUCAGCCACACAAACUAGCAGAACGUGCUCGUACUUUGCGUGGUCUAAAAGCAAAGAUUUUUAAUAAGGAGCGGCGGAAUGAAAAAAUUCAAAUGAAAAAGAAAAUUAAAUCUCAUAUGGAACAAAAAGUAAAAGAAAAAGAAAACAAAGUACCACAAGGAGCAUUGCCUGUAUAUUUGUUAGAUCGCGAUGUUAAAAAAGAUGCAAAAGUAUUGUCAAAUAUGAUAAAACAAAAACGUAAAGAAAAAGUUGGCAAAUGGGAUGUACCAAUACCUAAAGUUAAAACACAAUCUGAAUCUGAAGUUUUCAAAAUAAUGAGAACUGGAAAAUCUAAACGAAAAUGUUGGAAAAGAAUGGUAACAAAAGUCACAUUUGUUGGUGAGAACUUCACCAGAAAACCACCAAAAUUUGAAAGAUUCAUUAGGCCAAUGGCAUUGCGUUUUAAAAAGGCACAUGUUAGUCAUCCAGAAUUGAAAGCUACAUUUUGCUUACCAAUCAUUGGAGUUAAGAAAAAUCCAAGCUCACCUAUGUAUACAACUUUAGGUGUUAUUACUAAAGGAACUAUCAUUGAAAUAAACAUUUCCGAAUUAGGCCUUGUAACUCAAUCUGGAAAAGUAGUUUGGGGAAAAUAUGCUCAGGUUACAAAUAAUCCUGAAAAUGAUGGCUGUAUUAAUGCUGUACUACUUGUAUGA